Lobosporangium transversale is the source of this 1370-nucleotide messenger RNA. RefSeq lists its product as hypothetical. NCBI's taxonomy places the organism in Eukaryota, Fungi, Mortierellomycota, Mortierellomycetes, Mortierellales, Mortierellaceae. The annotation marks the transcript as partial. The record is from RefSeq and is a predicted model, not a curated record. The transcript has a single exon.
GCUCUUCCCUCUUUCAACUCUUCUCCUCUCUAUUCUCUAUUCUCUAUUCUUUUGUUUUCUUUUCUUAAUCCAAGAGCACUAACGACACCACCUCUCUUCUUCGAUACUCAUCCUUACUCCACACUCGUCGCUGCUCCUGCUCCUGUUGUUCUGCUCUGCUCUAUUCUCGUGCUUCAAUCUUUAUUCCUACCCCUGCUGCAUUCUGCCUAUCGUUCUCUUGUUGCACUUUUACCUCUUUUUGUAUUGUUUCCUCUACCUCCAUCUUUUAUAUACAUUUUUUUCCUCUUUUUACCUUGUACAGCACUCCCUCAUUCAAUGGCAAAGAGAAAGACCGCUGUAAGGAAGACAAGGCACUCUGCCGGAGGUGACAGUCAUCCCUAUCGUGGAGGGAACAGUAGCAAGCAUGCUUCUGCUUCCCCUUCCCUCGCCUCGUCACCGUCUCCACAACCACAAGAUCUUGUUCAACGGCGACGCAAGGGCACGCCCUUUCGUUCUCCUUCUCAUGGAGACACCUCCAAAGGCAUCGUCUUUGCUUUUCGCAUCAAGAAGGACGCCGAUCUCUCCAUGGCCGUUGACAUUCUGAGUUAUGACCAAGUUCCAGAAGAGGGUUCGGCCACAAAAACAGCCGCCAGUAACAGCAACGACAACGACGCAGAGGCAGUAACAUCAAUGGCAAUGGUAGCAGUAUCUUCGGAAUCAUGUGGACUCCAUGAGAACCACACCAACAAUGUCAGGACAGAAUCCACUAUGACCUCAACUCAUCUCAGAGUAGCAGGAGAGCAAUGGUCAAGCGAUCCAACAUCGUACCCCAGCAAUAAUGUCAUGGACCUGACUCGCAAUAUGUUGAUUCUUCACUCUCGAAAACCUCAUGACUUUACCUCCUCACCCUUGGCUUCCUCGCCAUCCUCACCUUUAUUUCAUCCAUACCGCCGUUCCUCCACGGCGUCUAGGUCGUCGUCCUCAUCGCAGCCAUCGACUCCACCAUUAAGCGAUUCAGGGUCUUCAUCGUCUGCUUCAAGCUCCCCAAGCUCUCCCAGCUUAUGUAGUGAACCUCUCAAUAGCAGCAUCGGUAGUGAAAAGGACCUUUGCGUGCUCGAUGCAUUUCCUCCAUCACCCUUUGAUGCCAUGAGGUCACAGCCGGCUCGCAUGCUCAGCGUCCGAGGUCUUGGGGCAGGAACGAGGAGGAUGCAGGUGUAUUUAGUAUAAUGGGAGGCUGGCUGGGUUGUAAUUUUUUUUAGUUUUUUUUUUUAACUCUUGGUUGCAUUGUCAGGUUAUCAUGGUUUCCUUUUUGUUAUUGUUUGUUUUUGGUUUUGAUUUUUUGGUUGAAUAAAGAUUGCUUGUUUGCUCAUGGCAUAACAGGCCGAUAGUAG